Diaporthe batatas is the source of this 2594-nucleotide messenger RNA. RefSeq lists its product as uncharacterized. The transcript is spliced from 4 exons. Bases 366 to 1466 code for a protein of 366 amino acids. NCBI's taxonomy places the organism in Eukaryota, Fungi, Ascomycota, Sordariomycetes, Diaporthales, Diaporthaceae. The record is from RefSeq and is a predicted model, not a curated record.
GCCCAGGUAGCCAGUCAGUCAAUGAACUCUUUAUGGGGCUCAGGCAACCGUUGAGGAAUUGACAACCAAGUUCCUGUCUCUGGCAGCCGAGGGGGAAAUAACGGUCUCGGUGUGGACUUCUGGCCUGUAGCAAAUGUAGAGUUGGUCUGUUGGCCUCAGAUGGCCAAUGCUGCCAAUGGCUCAUUAUCACCACUCCCGGUCUCCCCCUAAUAAAUUAAAUCCCAAGUGUGCAAACAUCUUUUCAUCCACUUCUUUUCGACAGUCACCUCAUUCAUUGCCCCCGUUCCAGACCACUGUCGUAUUCAAAGCCACACAUCGGGCCAACAAAGCCUCGGGCUGCACGCAACGGAUCCGCCAGGGCCACCAUGUCUGACGACGAAGCCGAUCCCGAGCUGCUUGAGCUCCUCCGUGCCCAUGUGCUGGGCCAGUCCAGCGCGAACGCCGACCCUGAGACAGGCGUGCUCGACGGCGCCGAGUAUGUGUACGACAACUCAAUCGACGUUGCACUGGACAUGUGGUCAUGCAAGACGGCCGCCAACGCCAUCUACAAGCAGAUGCAGGAGAAAAGCUACUCCACGGCCACAUGGUCAGAACAUGAGCUCCAUCCCAAGGCCAAGGACGAGGCCACCGUUGACUUCAUCUUUACGAUGGACCUUCUGAACUUCUCCUUCUGGUCGGAGCUAUCCGACGACAAGCGCUUCGCUGUUUCGUACAAGGACAGGACCUGGACGGGCUACUGGAGCCUGGUGGCAGCCCUGCAGCGGGCUCUCGAUGAAGACAUACCCAUAACCAGUUCCGACUUCUGGCAGAGCGAGGACGAAUGCACGCUGGAACUCCUGAGACAUGUCUUUCGGUCCACGACAGAUGAGGAGAUACCCUUGCUCGAGCAACGCCUUACCUGUCUGCGUGAGGCUGGGAAGGUGCUCUACGAGAAAUAUUCAUGCAGCUUCACCAACUGUAUCAAAGCCGCCAAUGGGUCGGCAGCCGGUCUCGUGAACCUACUGGCCGAUGACUUCGCCUGCUUCCGAGACGAGACAAAAUUCGAAGGCCGGCGGAAACCAGUCCGCUUCCUGAAGCGGGCGCAGAUUCUCGUAGCUGAUAUCUGGGCCUGCUUCCAAGGUGCAGGCUAUGGCGCCUUCGGGGAUAUUGACAAGAUCACCAUGUUUGCCGACUACCGGGUACCACAGGUCUUGAACACUAUGGGCUGUAUUUAUUACAGCCCUACCCUGAAUGAGGUAGUCAAGGAGAAAAAGAUCAUCGAAAGCGGGAGCAGCUGGGAGGUUCAGCUGAGAGCAUGCAGCAUUUGGUGCGUUGAGCUCAUUCGGAGAGACAUCAAACGGACCCAUCCGGAUGUCAAGAUCAACGCCAUUCUGAUAGACUUUUUCUUAUACGACCUCAUGAAGGACCUAGAAUCCAGGGGCCAGGAGUCGAUUCCCCACCACCGCACAAGGAGCAUUUGGUACUAAGCGAGGAGAUCUUUUCAAUUUAGCUGCUGUUGCGCUGAAAUGCGCUCACGCUGUGCGCAUCUAGUAGUGCAGCUGCUUCGGAAUUUCAAAAGAUUUAGAAUAGCUUGACAGAUUGGCUCUGCCGGGGCCCGGGGUUUGGUAAAAUCCAGACCGAAGCCAUAAAAUCAUAUUCUGGCAGCAAACGCCUUCACUCCAACGUCCCAGCCCUUGCACAAGGGCCUAUCUGGGAACCCGCUCAGGUCCAGACAACGUACCAAUUUGCAUUGAUUCCCAUGUGUCGCAACUCCCAAAAGCAAAGUAUGGUGACCACUCUCACGGGGCUGAUCAGCCACUUCCUACGGCCGUGGACUCCAUCAGUCGAUCUAUGGCAGCCCUCUCAAUCUCCUUUUUGCCCUGCCCCUCCUCCUUCAGCAGGACUGCGAGCACCUCAAUUGGGGGGUCGAGGCCCAAUCUCUCAGCCCGGUACCACCGCCUCGCGCGUGGGAUGCCGAUGCAAGGCCCGUACUGUGAGCUGACGUCGAAGUAACGCAACACUUUCUCUGCCUGGCUCAGGUCCUCCUGGUGCACCCGCUUCGAGAUGCGCGCGGCCUCGACACCCUUCCAGUAGCGGUUGAUCUGCGCAUCGCUGACAUUCUCUGCCCUCAGCUCGGCCUCACUCUUCCCGACCUCUGGCUGCGCUGCUGGGACCUCCUCCGGCUGCUCAACCUCGACUUCAUCCACAUCCUCGGUAGUGGGGGUCUGGGCUUGGCGUUCUGGCCCGACUUUGGUGGCAGUGGGCGUGGAGAGCUUGUCAGACUUGCCGGACUUUGUUGUUCCGCUCUUGGUGACUUUGUGGUUGAAGCUGAGGGUAGACUGCCCCUUGCUCGCCGCAGCUCGAGCGGCUGCGCCGCGUGCGGAUUUGCGGGUUGCUGGCAUGGUGACCCGAGCUGUAAUGACGUCGAUGAGAGAUGGAUGAGAUGUCGAAGAAAGUGAGUGGAUGCGGGGAGGGGUAAGAAGAGUCUGGUUAAACUAUUGGUGUUUGGAGGAGUUAAAUUACGAGUGAGAUGUCCCGUCUUUGUUUGUUUGACCGUCUGGCUGGGAAUUGGGAGGUUGGCUGAUGCUGGUGGUGUUGGGGAUCUGGGGUAAAGU